This is a messenger RNA of Corythoichthys intestinalis (scribbled pipefish), 5963 nucleotides long. RefSeq names its product ALMS1 centrosome and basal body associated protein (gene alms1). The transcript has 21 exons. NCBI's taxonomy places the organism in Eukaryota, Metazoa, Chordata, Actinopteri, Syngnathiformes, Syngnathidae. Gene Ontology annotation, molecular function: microtubule binding. The record is from RefSeq and is a predicted model, not a curated record. The coding region runs from base 64 to 3834 and encodes 1256 amino acids.
GGCUUCUAUUUGGUGUUACUGAGGUCAGAGUGGGAUUGUCCCAGGCUAUCAGACGAUGAGGACAUGAGUUUCCCUUUUGAAGCAUCAACAACCCAAGUGGACGAAGCUGGCAGCUCCCAGCAUGACCCUCACAAAAAUGGCAAAAUGAACAACAGUCAUCCGCAUUCGCAGCUCGGUUUCCAGGACAAUGCAAUGUCUCCGGCACUCUCCCUCUUACCAGCAAAUGUGGCGGAAUACUCCUUAUUCCAAAAAAGUGACACAGAAUUUCUGCCUUUAACUGCGUGUCCCGACUUUUCAGCGGUACAUGAGCAUGAUGAGGGCUCCUUGUCUCAGCACCCUUUGGCCCAGGAGACCGUGACAACGUUAACAGAAGCGGAUCCGGUCGUUGAGGCCACCAGUGAGAGUUACAUCACCUCCGGGUCUCGCGACACGCGACCCGACGCCGCCAGCGAGCUGCUGUACCGGGAUUUGCUGUCGCAAAGCAGCAAAUCCUAUGCGGAACUGUCAAGUGCCGCCAGAUCAAAGCGUGAUGGUACCGAAGAGUCCUACCUUGGCUUCCAGCCACACUCGGAGUCCACGCCAGGUGUUAUGAGUGUCCCGGUCAGGUCUGCUGUUAAGUCAGGGACGCUGUCCAUCAUUCCAUCCAACAACCAGAGUUACCAUUGCCAACAAGUUGACCAGACCAACCCGAGCAGCGACUUGUCACUGGUACCAGAUGCGUCUUCCAGUGUCAAGUUGGGCUCGGCGGUCGCUAGCUCCGCCCCCUACUGGAGCUCCGAGCCCAGCGCGCCGCCCAAAAAGGCAGACCUCAACAUUGAAGAAAGGAUUCCGUUGUAUCUCCAAAACCUGGGUAUUCAUCGCUCCCCCGCCGAAAUCCUGACACCGUUUGUGCCUAGUGGACCAAUCAGGGAGCCCGAAUUCUCCCCCACCGAUCUCAGCACCAUCAAGGAUUCUGCGGGAGGGACACCCACAAAGAGUGUGCAAUCAUCUCAAGCUGGCAGCCCUCCUAAAGGAGAUCUUUCAGAUGGCACUGUGUCUUCAGCUUCUGGCCAAGACUCUUGUUUGUUAGCUGUGUCACUUCCAGGAGGGACGGCGACAUCCACAUCGUCCACCGACGGCAUUGAUCUGGACACUCCCUCUCUUCAGAGUGUUAUUUAUAAACCCCGAGCUCGCUCCUCGCUGUUCCCAAUCCGGUCAGAGGAACCCAGAGAAAGUUACGCGUCGGCAAAGCUCGCUGUCGUAAGCGAAGAUCCAGUUUCGCCGAGGCGUGCCGAGCCUGAAGGUUGCAGCGCCGCCCCUCGCUCGCCGCUAACCGCCGGACCGUCACCAGCUCUGGACGACAAGGAGUCCCACAUCUCGCCAGAUGAGGCGUCGCCACCAUCCGAUCAUGCACCGUCUCUCGAGGACUCGGAUCGUCAAUCGGUGAUGAGUGACAGAAGCGGGCGGAGUUCGCUAACCCUCAGAGUGGAAGAACUGCUGCGGGGUCAAACCUCACCCUCCGGCGUGUCGGACCCCAAAAACAAAAAGCGAUUCCUCCGCAACUUGUCAGAAGGUCAGUUUGACUCGCUGGACUUGGACAAAGAAGAUCGGCGUUGCAUUGAAGAGAUCAAGGCAGCGAUGCUAGCCAACAACUUUGUCACGAGUGAAAGCAGCACAGACACAGAAAGCACAGCGGUGUCCAGUGUGGCGGCAUCUGUGAUGCCCAACCUUUCUGACCCCACCCACCACGUGAGAGAGACUACCAGCGCUAACGUAAAGGCGCACACGUCCAUUACUAUCGCUGCCCGCAAGCGACCUGAUGCCUCCUUCCCAGCUCCAUCUGAGCCUCCCCCGCUGGACACAGGCUGCGUACGCUCCAUUUGUAGGAAUCCUGAUGCCACAAAGUCACCAUUGGAAGAAGAAAGAAGAGCGAUAGCAACUGAGGCAGAGUCAGAGGAGCCAUCCCAGCGGUGUGAUGUCGCCGAAGACACUGUCAUCCCGUUCAACCACGUGUCGCGCACCCAUCUCACCCUGUCGCCAAAGCCCGGCCCCCUGGGCCCUUCGCCAUCAUCAUCGUCGUCGUCAUCGUCUGGCGCGCGGGCACAAUUGGAGCCUCCCACUGACGCGUUUGUCCCGCUGAGGCGCUCUUCGCCCCCUGUCAGUUGUGCAGAUGAGGGCGUCGGCCUGUCCGGCCCCCUUCCCGAGUUGGACCCGCACGAUCCGCCCACGUCUACUGUAGGAGCAACCGGUCAUCAUCAGCAUCAAUCUUUCACCAGCAACGCCAUGAGGAGCUACACACCUGAAACUCCAGUAAGGGAUGAGAAUAACGGCCAUGUGGCGGCACCGGCGCUGCGUCCUUACAAACCUCGAGGUACCGAUGAGCUCUUCUUCAUGCCUGACAUGGAAGGCCGCCGCCCCGUGUCAUCUUCAUGCACAACCAUGGAGAGCUCGCACACGGGUCUGGACGACGCCGUGCCGCCGCAGUUCCCCCCUGAAGUCCUGGGCAAGUGCGACGCAGGACUGGAUCGUGGAGUCGCCAUCAAACACUCCAAGGGCAUCUACAGCAAAAAGCGCACCAAUGCGAAGGCCUCUCUCUACCAAGGUGGCGCUGUGGCAUCAGAGGAAACAUUUCCCCUGGCGAGCCAGAGCAAAGCCUCUGCCACAGCGGGCUUCGGAGUAGGAGGCGGAGCCACGAACACGCAAGUGGAUCACUUGCCACCAAAACCUGCCGACAGGGAGGCGUGGUUAGUGGAGCAGUUGCAGCGCCUGGAAAAUCUCAUCCUUGCCACCAGGGGCAACGUGCAGCAUAACGGGACGCAUUACAACGAAACCCAGGCGCGGACGCAUCGGUCGCGUCAAGCAUGCGCUCUGUGUCCCGCCGACAGAGACGAAUCCAGCACCACCACGUCCACGCUGGACACGGAUCGCCUGAUUCGGGCGUUCGGCGCGCACCGUGUCCAAAUCGGCAAGAGCUCCAAGACCCCAGCCCGCCUCCGUAAACUCUAUGGCGAAGUGGCCAAACAGAGGGAGCGCUGGGAGGAACGCAGCUUCCGUGACGCCGAGACCUCUGACCAGGUGACCGGCGAGUCGUCGGCAGCGGGGUGGUACGCCCAAACGCCACAGCGCGCCACUUCCAAAAUGGACGGCAGCAGAGGUAAGGAGGUGGAGAUCAAGCGCAACGUGACACGCCUUCACACUCGAGACGUAGGAACCAUGUUCCCACCAAGGUCAGGACGGACGCAGAGGAGCUGGGUCAAAGGUCACCUAAAUUCUGCCAAACAUAAGAAGACAACCGGGCUGCCCCGGCUACCCAAAGCAGUAUGGUGGUUCGUCCCGCUCCACGACGACAAUGACUUCAAGGAGAACCUUCCCGACCUAGAAGAGGAAGCGGCGGAACCCGAGCCAAGUACCGUGUGGUAUCACGGCGGCACCGCCGCUGAGAAAAGCACAAGAGAAGCUCUCAGACCGCGACAAGAACACGACAAUGACGACUUUGUGCUUCCUGUGUACUCCAAAAGCAGCCAUCAAGUCAUCUCACUGCAGGAAGCUCUGGCCGCACGGCGAGCCGACUUCAUUUCGCGCUCGCGGAGCCGUAUGGAAAUGUUGAGUCUGAGGAGGAUCAACGCAACAGUACCAGGUAGCGUAGGGCCGAGGAGGGCAGUGCCGUGGAAGGAAAUGAUACAGCGGACCAAACGAAUGUACGAAAGACUUCCAGAAGUUCUCUACAAGAUGGAAGCCGAGCGGAGGGAAAAACAAUUACAGCUCAACCGACUCAACCUUCAGAUCUACAACAAGAGGAUGAGCAAACGUCGUCUGGAGAAGCACCACACUGUCACACAUCAAUACCUCGGCUGAUUUCUUUAUCAACUUGACAUCUUUUUUGUUUUUAAGUGUAAUAAAACAGGUCUCAAGACAAAUGUUUUGCAGAUGAAACAAGCCCCACUUUAUUAGUGUCAUAUUUGAUGCACUAAUCACAAAAAACAGCUCCAAUUUUUUUUUCUUUAUAUAAUUGUGCUGUUGACUUUAGCACUAUUAGAUGUCCUAUCCAUUUACUGCAAACCCUUCCAGUUCAAAUGGAUUGGGCAUCUAUUAGCUGCCAUUGAUGGCAAGAGUUAAAUAAAUGCUGUAUUCAUGACAAAGUGCAUUUAAAACGUCCAUUUUAUUCCUUCCUGCGACUUUUCAAAUUUGCAAAAAAUGUCGGCCGUUGGAGAGCAUCUACCCAACUUGGUUACGAUGAUGUGCAAAAUUAGCUUCAACAUAAAUAGUUCACAUUGACAUCUUGGCGGCGUCCCGGGUGAGGAUGACGAAGAGUAGCAGGCUCAGGCACGCAGCAGUCCGUGGACGUGGCGGAGCUGGUGUUGCGUCAGGAGCAGGCGGUGGACCCUCUCUUGACCCCGAGGGCACGGGAUUAGCACGCGGCCUGCCAGUACGAAAUCGCCGCGCUUCUCCUCGUCGGCCUGAAUGCGUCACCCAAUGCCGUAAAUUGGAGAAAAUAAAAUUCAUUAGGAUUUGAACAUUAUCCUUUAAUAUGAUGAAUGGAAGAAAAACAGUGGGGGCCACAACAUUUUUUUUACUGAUGGAAAUGCCCAAAAAUAAAUGAACAAAGUUACCCAAUAUGAGCAUAAAGUCAGCCAGGAAAGUUCCAAAAAUAAAAUGAAUUGACCUGGAUUUGUAUCUAAUAGAAAGUGACCCAAGCAAAGUAACCACACAUACUAUUUGACCAGAAAUUAAAUGUUCUGGUUUAUUUGGUCUGUAUUAGUAUAUUACUAAGCUAUAUACAGAUACACUGCCAAUGGGAAAACCCAUUGGCAGCGUAUCAAAUACUUGUUCUCCCCACUGUAAAUAAGUCACGUGCCCUAUAAGAGGUUAAAUACUUUAGCUAAACUUUACAUCGACUUGUAAAGUCCACACCCACAAAAAAAAAAACCUGACUUCAUCAGGGAGGGAAAAAAAUCGUAAACAUCCUCACAAAAAUGUGUAAGUAAAAAAGGACAAGAAUGGGGUACAAAUGUUUUUAAAAUGGAACAAUCUUGUGAAGGAAACCUAUUUUUCCAACAUAAAAAAAAAACUGAUGGCGAUGGAUGUCCAGGCCAUUUGGAAUGAGGGAGAAGUGUCAGUAAAGUUGCCAAAUGUCCCUUGAAAACUGAAUCAUUCCAUUUUGAGCUUUCAAAAAAGGCAUUCUGUCCCAUAUUAUCACGAAACUUUAACGUUAUUUGUAGAACGAACAAAUAGUGCUUUACAAGAAUAUGCAGGGAAACUCAUUCCUCCUGCUUUUUGACCAGUGAGCUGACGGAACAUCAAAACGGAAGACAAAGAUAAUAUGAAAUCCCAUUUAUCUAAUUGGUCGAGGUACUAUUGUUUGCCAACAAAAAAGCAACAAAAGAGUGUGGGAGAAAUGAGGUUUUAGUGAAUCUUGAGUAAAAAAAACAUUCCAAAUGAUGUUCAUUUGUUUUCUUGUUCUUCUCUGUAAUUUAUUUUCACAAAUUGUAUAAUAUUUUUGUGUUCUGUCAAUUGCAUUUGUAUUUCCACAUUAUUUUUGGAGUGAUCAUUUGCGAAAAUGUUGCUGAGGGGACUUUGAACACACCUAAAAAAAAAAAGUACCUCAGUUUAUUUUUUGUUUGCACUUGUUAAAAUGUAUUUAAAAACACACACAAAAAGGCCUUUAGGACCUUAAGAGUUAAAUUAUAGUUUUUAAUUUUAGCAGGACAGAUGUUUAUUCUAGUAAUUUUUGUAUAACAAUUACAUUGCUGAUGUUUUUCCAUGUGCUUAUAUCCCUCAAAUAUACACCUAAAUAAUUCAGUUUUGAGUCAAAUAAUUAUAUGUAUAAAAAAAUCACUUCACAUACAAAAUAAUAUUUCAAGGGUGAUUGUUAUCGGGCUGGCUAGCUCUACCAAUGAAUGCGGGUUUUGUUUUCCAGUGAGUUGGCAACCCUAGGUGGCAGCAAACAGCCUGACUAUACCAUACAUGGGUGUUUUUUUUUUUUU